CUUUGGUUUUGCACAUCCUGACUACAUGACCCAUACGUUUACAAUCAAGUAUACAGAAAGAAAAGGAGGAAACGAUGAAAAGAAGAGGGACAACUGCUGAGAAGUCAGGACGCUCAGAGCACUUCGAGGACUUCGGGCAGGUUGGGCGCAUGACGUCAUUCAGUAGGAGUUCAGUUCCGCGUUGGUUCUGUGCUGCAGGAGCUGAAUGAAGUUGACAGGCGGCCAGUGUUACGUCUUAAAGCCUUUACGGUGGCGUUAAACAGCGGCUCUGAAGACAUUCCGGUAAAUCUCAUUUCUCACCAUGCUUACACGGAUGAGAUCCGCCGUUUCCAACAUGAUCGGCGGCAUCAUGGCUUCUGGUGGUGCAAACGAGGAGAAGGAGAACGACGGCGGUACAAAUCUACCGCUGAGAUUCCAGUACUCUCGACCCGAUUUCCUCGGCCUGUGUGCGGAUGAGCUGCAGUGUUUCACUGAUCACAUCGCCAGACCGAUCCUGGACCUCAGCGAAAGCACCCGACUGCCCUGGUCCACUGGCUAUGCAGAGGUGAUUAAUGCUGGGAAGAGUGCUCUGAAUGAAGACCAGGCCUGCUGUGAGGUGGUGGAGCUGAGGAAAAGACCUGCUGAUCCUGCCUCUCCGAGCUACACUCCCACCAACAGGAGGCGAUCUUCACUACCGACCAGAGAAGCUCUGGAGUCUAAAGAGGACUCUCUCAAUCAGGAGAGCUCUCAUGAAGAGGAAGAUCUGUAUUUCCACUACUGGGGACUCUUUGAUGGCCAUGCUGGUUCGGGUGCUGCCGUCUUUGCGUCCAAGCUCCUUCACCUUCACAUUGAGGAGCAGUUGCAAAGUGUGCUGGAAAUCCUGCAGAAGCCUUCACUACAGCCCCCUACAUGUCUCGGUGAGGAGACCAGCUUGCACGUUCGCCCGAGUGGAGGCUCAUCACAGCGAGCGCUUUCCAGAGCCGCAUCACUGAGGGGUGCUGCGGGAGCACCGGGUUCACCCAACACGCCAACUCCACGCUUCUUCAUGGAGAAGAAAGUGAAGCAGGAGAGCCUGGUGAUUGGUGCAAUUGAGAAUGCUUUCAAAGAGAUGGACAAACAUAUUGCCAGAGAGAGGAGUGUGUAUGAUAUCUCUGGAGGGUGUACAGCUUUAGCAGUAAUUUGCUUGUUGGGGAAGCUUUAUGUGGCCAAUGCAGGAGACAGCAGGGCCAUAAUUCUGCGUAGUGGGGAAAUCAUCCCAAUGUCAAGUGCCUUCACUCCAGAGUCAGAGAGACAAAGACUUCAGUGUUUGGCUUAUAUGCAGCCUCACUUGCUGGGAAAUGAGUUCACACACUUGGAGUUUCCUAGAACAGUUUGCAAGAAGGAGGUGGGAAAGAGAAUGCUGUACAGAGACUACAGCAUGAAAGGCUGGGCAUAUAAAACUGUGCAGGAGGAAGAUCUGAAAUUUCCACUGGUUUUUGGAGAGGGGAAGAAGGCCCGGGUGAUGGCCACUAUUGGCGUUACCAGAGGAUUUGGUGAUCAUGACCUACAGGUUCAUGGCACGGGCAUCUCCAUUAAACCUUUUCUCUCCUGCAGUCCAGAGGUGAGAGUGUACAACUUGGAGCAGUUUGAGCAUGGCGUUGACGAUGUCAUGAUUUUGGCUACAGAUGGCUUAUGGGAUGUUCUCUCCAACAAGGAAGUGGCUGAGGCAGUUACUAGUUUCCUUGGAAACUGUGAUCCUGACAACCACCACAGGUAUACAAUGGCAGCCCAGGAGUUGGUGAUGAAAGCUAGAGGGGUAUUUACUGAACAAGGCUGGAGGACAACAAAUGGUAGACUGGGUUCUGGUGAUGACAUAUCUGUUUACAUCAUUCCCCUAAUAUUCGGAAACAGCCAGCCACAGUCAAGGUGACCCACGGAGAUACAUGGAUCAAAGAACAUUUAAUGAGGUGGUUUAAACCAUUUAGAGGCUUUCACUGGCUGAAUUUCGACUUAUGACUGGAGUUUACAUUUGAUUAAACAUAAUUUGAUACCAUAUGGACACUAAAUGUCCAUGUUCUACAGAAUCUACUGGUACCAUCAAGGACCAGUUGUUAAUAUUGUUCAAGUCUUCCUCUUGCCUUCUGUUUAUGUUUUGUCUUAACACAGGUAAUUAUUUUCUUUUUUUCCUCUUGUCCAUUCUGUGAAUGGAAAUGAAAAGUGAAUCUUGGAACCUGUGUAUUUAGAACUGUAUUUGAAGAACUGUAUUUGAAAAACUGCCUUUCCACGGUGCUCUCUCAAAUACACUCCGAGGGUCGAUUUCUCAGUAUGUUUUACAGUAGCACAAAGCUGAAAAGCACUUUUGUACUGUACAAUAUAGGGAGCAUGAAUGACCUCUACAGCUAAAACUAAGGAUUUUUUUUUUUUUUUUUUUUUUU
Ictalurus punctatus (channel catfish) is the source of this 2393-nucleotide messenger RNA. RefSeq names its product protein phosphatase, Mg2+/Mn2+ dependent, 1H (gene ppm1h). Lineage: Eukaryota; Metazoa; Chordata; Actinopteri; Siluriformes; Ictaluridae. The record is from RefSeq and is a predicted model, not a curated record. The coding region runs from base 302 to 1888 and encodes 528 amino acids. Gene Ontology annotation, biological process: protein dephosphorylation. The transcript has 10 exons. Gene Ontology annotation, molecular function: protein serine/threonine phosphatase activity.